AUGUCAUACGUCGGAGCCAACGUUUUUGUGACCGGUGCCAGCCGUGGAAUUGGAUUUGGUUUGGUCCAAAGGUUGAUCGAAAGACCUGAUGUAAAACGGGUCUUUGCUGGAGCCAGGACUCCCGAAAAGGCUGAGGUAGGCUGCAUUGUAAUGAAUAAUUUUUCUAUCACAUUUCUUUUCAAUUUUGGCAUCAAAGAACAUUAUUUUAGAGUCUCCAAAGUCUGGCCAAGUCCAAUCCCAAGGUUCAGAUUGUCCAAUUUGAUUCGUUGGACGACAAAUCCAUCAAAUCUGCUGUAGAGAAGGUUUCUUCCGUUGUCGGGGAUGAAGGGCUCAAUCUGUUGAUCAACAAUGCUGGAAUCUUCCAUUCAGAUGAUACUGUUAUAACCGACCCCAAAAGAGAUGCCCUUCUUUUGGUCUUCAAUACAAAUGUUGUUGGUGUAGCCAUCAGCCAAGCGGUAAGUGAAGGUCUUCUGAGUUUAUUGCUUUUAUUCAGCUUUUGAAAAGUCUUAGUCAAAAUUGCUGACCUGAAAUCAAAUUUUCCGAUAUUAUACUUGACCUUCCUUUCUUUUUCAGGCUUUCUUACCUCUCCUGAAGAAAGCUGCCACUGCCGAUAAGCCUGCAAGGCUCUUAAAUAUCAGCUCUGGACUUGGUUCGAUCGCCACACUGAAUGGUGCCACUGUCCCUCAUCAUUCCUGUGGAUAUGCUGCAUCUAAAUCUGCUUUGAAUGCCCUCACCAAACAAUUCGGAACAGAUCCAGCGAGCGAAGGCGUUGUUGCAUUGGCCAUGUGUCCAGGAUGGGUUCAGACAGAUAUGGGGGGAGAAAAAGCUCAAUUGACAGUUGAGGAAUCGACCACAGCGAUCGUCGAUACUGUAUCUAAGGCUACGAAAGAAUGGUCUGGCAGAUAUAUUAACCGGAAUGGAGAAGACAUCCCUUAUUAA
This is a messenger RNA of Bursaphelenchus xylophilus (pine wood nematode), 939 nucleotides long. The record is from the annotation of a GenBank genome assembly. Lineage: Eukaryota; Metazoa; Nematoda; Chromadorea; Rhabditida; Aphelenchoididae.